AUGAUUACUCUAUAUACGCACGUUAGUCAAUACGCCACGAGUAUGCUGACGACGGUGCGCAAGUUUAAACGACGGGACAAAAUUGCGUGCGUAUCCAUAGGCAGCGCAAAAAUGCGUGUUAAAUUUUUACCCUCGCGCGUGGCGCUCGGGCAUGCAUCGAGUCUACUUUGUUUAUUAUUAUGACAAGAAUUUUUCUGUGUUGGUGUUGUGUUCUCAGGUGAAUAAUAUGUUUGCGAUGUUACUCUGAGUGCAUAUCCACACCGGGCGAGCUUGAAAAAUAUGCCCGGCCACGGUGGGAUUCGAACCUACGACCUUUUGACCUUAAAUGAACCUACGACCUUAAAUGGGCUGGUUCGUUGGAAGAUCUGAAAGCCGUCGUGCUCACUGUAGUGGACGAACAAACAGCUGAAACUACAACCUGGCGAUCGCCUAGCGAUGGUACGUGGAAAUUCGACAGCAAGGCACUGUGUGUUACCUGGCAAACAAAGAGUCAGAAUGUUUAUUUUGAGGGCGAAAACGGCGAGGAAGUGACCAAACAGAUAAUUUCGCACUUAAACCAAGGCGUGCACGCUUCGUUGAAAGCUUCGUUAAAAGCUUCGAACUUGGCGGGAGUUGAAGUGUUAGAUUUGCAGGACUCUCGCGCUAUCAGCUUAUCCGACAACGACACAACAAAUGGAAGUUUUCAGGCCUGUGGGGAGAGCGUUUCAUGCGAUGAAGAGAGUGUGAUUCAAAAUGUCAUCAAACGUUUGGAUUCAUUAACGCGCCAAUUCGAAAACCACCGAACUGAGACGUCUGUUGUUCUAAACGAACUUGUUAAUAUAUAUGAGAAUCAAAAAAGUCCGACGGCAACUGAAAAUCUUACUAAAGAAAAUAGAUUAUUGAAAGAAGAAAACAAGGCUCUUCAAACAGAGCUAACAAAAUAUAAAGAUACUUUAACCGAACUAAAUACAAAGCUGACGGAUACUGAAAGUGAGAAAUCAAGCCUCUUAACUGUUAUUAGGUUGCUGAAUGAAGAGCAAGCCACUGUAAUGUGUUCAAAUAAGGAUGAAUCUAGUCAAGCGCAACAAACACGGAGCUCGUGGCAAAUAGCUGGCCGCAAAACCAUAAGUCAAAGUGCUGGUCACCAUAUAAAUUUGAGCAAUAAGUACUCUACCUUGCAAAUUGAAGACGACGAUGAGGCAGUAAUGAGCGGUGACGCUGGAAAUAAUCAAACCUUAGUUCCCAAGAAGACUCCAACUAUAGACCACGAAAAGAAAAGACGAUUGAAAAACACCCCAAGAAAUAUCCAAGACACAAAGCAAAAUUCCUUACCAAUCAGCAACCAACGUGAUACUAUCCAACCGAAGAAACAACAAUGUGAGGUAGCUUUGGUGGGUGACUCCAUGAUUAAGCAUGUUGAUGUCCGAAAACUUCGUCAUGGCACAAACAAACAGGUAACUGUUCGUACUUUUACUGGGUGUAGAACCGACGAAAUGGCUCACUAUAUAAAGCCGACACUUGCUUUAAAACCGAAGCAAGUUAUUAUUCAUGUUGGGACGAAUGAUCUCAAAACGAAAUCACCGGCUGAAAUUAUUUACAACUUAAAAAACCUGGGCAAUCAGGCAAAACAAGAAAACCCCCGCACUGGUGUCUCACUCUCACAGAUAAUAAUUAGAAGUGAUGACACAAGAUUACAAAAUAAAUUAGUUGAAGUCAACAAAUGCAUACAAGAUCUUUGCGAACAAGAGAACUGGGGUCUUAUUGACAACAGUAAUAUCAGUAAUAUGCAUUUGAAUCCGUAUGGACUACACUUAAACAAACGUGGCUCUGCUAUAUUAGCAAACAAUAUCAAAUUGCAUAUAACUAACAAUAUAGAUAACUAUUGA
This is a messenger RNA of Paramuricea clavata, 1865 nucleotides long. The record is from the annotation of a GenBank genome assembly. Lineage: Eukaryota; Metazoa; Cnidaria; Anthozoa; Malacalcyonacea; Plexauridae.